CUUUGGGAGGCAGAGUUCUCCCUGUGGCCGCCAUUAAAGAAAGGAAUCCAUGAAUUCAAAUGGCAACCAGCAGGAACAGAGACCGAAAUAAUGGUUAAAAUUACCGCAAAAAUAUAGGCAUAUGCCAAUUUUCGAUUGGUUUUUAAGGAUGUUAUUCGUUUUUACAUCGAUUUUGAUGGUGAUGGAGGAGUAGAGGGACGUUUUUAGCAAAGACCGUUUUAAGCUAAGGGGGAGGGGGAGAGUUGCUUAUUUACUCUCCUUUUCUUUUUGUUUUAAAGCAUUUUUCGCUCCCUUUUAUUUGUUUACUUCAUGUGUAUUUGAGAGGUCGACAGAGAGGUUGCGAAGACGAUAUUUUAACUGCUUUUAUUUUUGGGCGGAUAAUAGCUUUCGAAGGGUUGUUGAAUUACAUACUCCAGCCGAUUGGUAAAAAUAAUUUUCGUUGAUUAGCUUAUACAUCUUGCAAAAAUACUAGUGGAAAUCGGUAUUUAUUUCCCCCGGAACUGAAAUGAUGGAAUGUUCGAUCUCGCUGUGAAAGGAUGAGUUCUUGUUUUGUACCAAACGGGGCCAGCUUGGAGGAUUGCCAUUCCAAUCUAUUUUGUCUGGCGGACUUGACGGGGAUCAAAUGGAAGCGGUACGUGUGGCAAGGCCCCACCUCGGCACCCAUCCUCUUCCCGGUGACCGAGGAGGACCCCAUCCUGUGCAGCUUCAGCCGCUGCAUCAAAGCGGACGUGCUGAGUGUGUGGCGGCGGAGCCAGAGGCCCGGACGUAGGGAGCUCUGGCUCUUUUGGUGGGGGGACGACCCCAACUUUGCCAAGCUGAUCCAUCACGAACUUACAGCUGAGGAAGACGGUGUGUGGGAGAGUGGUCUGUCCUAUGAGUGCAGGACGCUCCUGUUCAAAGCAAUCCAUAACCUGCUGGAGCGGUGUCUCAUGAACCGUAGCUUCGUACGCAUCGGCAAAUGGUUCGUCAAGCCCUACGAGAAAGAUGAGAAGCCCAUUAAUAAGAGUGAACACCUGUCAUGCUCGUUCACCUUCUUCCUCCAUGGGGAGAGUAACGUGUGCACCAGUGUGGAGAUCAACCAGCACCAGCCAGUCUACCACCUGAGUGACGAGCACCUCACCCUGGCCCAGCAGGCCUCCAGCCCCUUCCAAGUCAUCCUAAGUCCGUUUGGUCUGAACGGGACUCUGACGGGUCAGUCAUUCAAGCUGUCAGACCCUCCCACCCAGAAACUGAUAGAGGAGUGGAACCAGUUCUAUCCCAUAAGCCCCAGCUCUAAAGACAAGGACAAAAAUGACUCUCCAUCGGAGGACAAGAUGGAGUACAUGGACUGGGAGGAUGACUCGCUGGCCGCUGUAGAGGUCCUCGUUGGUGGUGUGAGGAUGGUGUACCCAGCCUGCCUGGUGCUGGUGCCCCAGUCUGACAUCCCGGCCGUGGUCCCCCAGGGGUCCUCGCCCUGCACCGCCAUCUAUUCUGGUGGCCACCAAGUGCCUGCAUCCCAACGAGAGCCUGCCAUCUCCUCAGUCACCCUCACGCCCCCAACCUCACCCGAGGAUGCCCAUACAGGUACAAUGAUGGACUCCCAGUCGACUCUGAAAUGGGUGAAGAUGUCGUCGGCUGUGGACGGCUUCAGUGUAGACAGCACCGGUCACCACGAGUUGAAGAUCCCUCGCAGGCUAGCCAGCCAGGUGGUGGAGAGGGUCUGGCAGGAGUGCAAUAUCAACAGAGCUCAGAACAAGCGUAAGUUCUCAGCGACAGCCAACGGUACCUGUGAGGAGGAGCUGAUGGAGAAAGUAGGGGCUUGGGACUUUGUAGAACCAACACACAGGUCAAACUGCAACUGCUCCAGGCAUAAAGCCCUGAAACAGCGAGGUGGUGGUACCCCGGGCCAGCCCCAGUCAGCAUGCCAGCCCACCCACACCCAGCCACCCACCAAGCACAAGACUGGAGGUGACAAGCCAGAGAAGAGCGACAAGCAGACCAAGAGGCCACAGACACCCUUCCACCACCGCAGCGCCGCCUGCGAUGACGUUACCAUGGAGACGAAGGCGGCAGGCCAGAGGCUUGCCAUGAGGGCCCAGCAGGAGGGGGGUCGCUUCCCUAGCCUCCACCCUACCGACGGUGUCACCAAGACCCCCCAGCGGCACGACGGAGGGGUGGGUAGUGCCGGUGGUUCCUCAGAGAUGACAGGUUCCCCUCAGCCCCCUCCCCUCAGCCCCCACCCCUGUGAGCGCGACAGAGGAGAGGAGACGGGUGACGGCUCUUUAAAGAACCCCUCCACCCCCCACAGCCAACACUUCUACCAGCCACCCCCGGAGCCCUGCCUGGCGGAACAGAAGGGUGGCGUCGGGGACCACCGUGGACUGGAUGGCCUGGCACACCACUUCCACCACCACCACACGGCCUACCCACCCGAUCCCCUGGAGCCCACUGUGUACGUAAGCUCUGCAGUCAACCUGGAGGAGGACGGCUCCCCAGCGCCAUGGAGGUUCUUCAACCUGCCCAGGAGGAAAGAGGCCGUAAUACCAACGCCAACGCUGCCUUGGGACAAGCUGAGGGAAAGGGAGAGAGACGAGGCCUCGGGAGGACAGGAGGUGGUGUCUGUCACUGAACUGAUGGCCACAUCUAAUCGGCCUCUGAAGGUGUCGGAGGAGCGCGUGCAGAUGUACAUUCAGCGGAGGAACCAGUACCUGGCCGCCGCCAUCACCGACGACGACCACGAGCCUGAGGUGGACCCGUACGCCUUCGAGGACGGGGACGUCAAGUUCUCCUUCUCCGACAAGAAGGACAAGACGGGUGGCGAACGCCAGCCCGGGAAGAAACACAAGGGGGAGGAUGGAGCAGCAGGUCCAUCAGAUGACGCAGCACGGGAAGCAGCAAACGCACGCACUGCGUCCACUAGCCUAAUCCACGAGACCGACCUGGCCGUGUCCAUCAACGACCUUGACAACCUCUUCAACUCCGAUGAGGACGAGCUCACGCCUGGUUCCAGACGUGCGGUGAAUGGAACAGAUAAUACAUUUGGCACCAAGGAACCAAAGCCAGCCCCUCUGGACCCAGUCUCCUGCAUCAGCUCGGCAGACCUGCACCAGAUGUUCCCCACUCCCCCCAGCCUGGAGCAGCACAUCAUGGGCUACUCCCCCAUGAACAUGGGCAGUAAGGAAUACGGCAGCAUCGAGGCUGGACAUGGCAUGACCAACCUGGACGGUGCCUCGUCCCUUGGGGGACACUUCAAGAUUGAAGUGGAAGAGGGCUACUGCAGCCCCAAGCCACAGGAAAUCAAGGACUUCUCGUUUGUAUACAAGCCGGAGCUGUGCCAGGCAUUUGUGGGCUGCUCCAUGUUUGCCCCCAUGAAGACCCUGCCCAGCCAGUGUCUGCCCCCCAUCAAGCUGCCAGAGGAGUGCAUCUACAGGCCCAGCUGGACAACAGUGGGCAAACUGGAAAUGCUCAACAACCCCCAUGUGCCUUCCAUGGCCUACCUCAACAAAGACAGUAACAUCCCCAGUGUGGGCAGUGCCAUGGACCAGGACUACAGCCAGAGUUACACACCCCAGACCCAUACUCCCUUCAUGUCCAACAGUGCCCCCCCCAGCAACAGUGGCACGGGCAUCCUGCCCUCACCGGCCACCCCGCGCUUCUCCGCCCCCACACCACGCACUCCCCGUACCCCACGCACCCCCAGAGGGCCCGCCAGUGUCCAGGGCUCGCUUAAGUACGAGAACUCUGACCUCUACUCGCCUGCCUCCACCCCCUCCACCUGUCGACCCAUCAACUCAGUGGAGCCAGCCACCGUGCCCUCCAUCCCCGAGGCCCACAGCCUCUACGUCACCCUCAUCCUCUCGGAGUCCGUCAUGAACCUCUUCAAGGACUGCAACUUCGACAGCUGCUGCAUCUGCGUGUGCAACAUGAACAUCAAGGGGGCCGACGUGGGGGUGUACCUGAGCGACCCCACGGGAGAGGCCCAGUACCCCUGCACCUGCGGCUUCAGCGCUGUGGUCAACCGCCGCUAUGGCAACGGUUCGGGCCUCUUCCUGGAGGACGAGCUGGACAUCAUCGGACGCGACUCGGACGUCAGCCGCGAGGCGGAGAAGCGCUUCGAGGCGCUGCGGCAACACUCGCUGGAGAGGACAGGGGGAGGAGGGAGGGGGGAGAGGGUACCAGACGAACUGAUCUUACUGCUACAGGACCAGUGCACCAACCCCUUCUCUCCCAUGGCUGGGAUGGAGCCUGACAGCCUGGCAGCGCGGGGGCCCGGGGGUUGUCCAGUGCCGGCCUGUGUGAGGGUGGAGGAGAGGGACUACCACAGUGACUGCUACAUGGCUCUGGAGCACGGCCGCCAGUUCAUGGACAACAUGUCAGGAGGAAAGGUGGACGAGGCCCUGGUCAAGAGUACUUGUCUACACCACUGGUCCAAACAAAACGCGGUGGACAUCAGUGCUCUGUGCUCUCAGGACGUGUUGCGGGUGCUGCUCUCCCUCCAGCCUGUACUCCAGGAUGCCAUCCAGAAGAAGAGGACAGUGCGCUCCUGGGGCGUUCAGGGACCCCUCACCUGGCAGCAGUUCCACAAGAUGGCGGGACGGGGCUCCUACGGCACAGAUGAGUCUCCAGAGCCCCUGCCCAUCCCUACCUUCCUGGUGGGUUAUGAGUAUGACUUUGUGGUGCUGUCGCCCUUUGGCCUGCCCUACUGGGAGAAGCUGCUGCUGGACCCCUUUGGCUCCCACAGGGACGUGGGCUACCUGGUGGUCUGUCCCGACAAUGAGGCCCUGCUCCAGGGGGCUAAGAGCUUCUUCAGGGACCUCACCGCCGUCUACGAGUCAUGUCGUCUGGGCCAGCACCAGCCAAUCUCAAAAGGUCACCCGGACGGCAUCGUGAGAGUGGGCGGAUCGGCUGCUAAGAAGCUAGCGGAGCAGCCCGUCAGCGAUUGGUUCAUCAAGGCUGCCAGCAGCAACAGCGAUGCCUUCGCCAAACUCAAGCUCUAUGCGCAAGUCUGCCGCCACGACCUCGCUCCAUACCUCGCCGCACAGCCUUUAGACAGCUCCCUCCUCACACAGCCCACACCCCCUCCUGCCACCAACCAAUGCUCAUCCACACAAUCCUCUGGCUCCUCCUCCACCACCUCUGCUUGCCCCCAAAACUCAGCGACCCCCUCCCUCCCCAACAACAACAGCAGCAGCGUGCCUAGUAACAACACCGGUGUAGCCAACAGUGCCAACAGCACAGCGUCGUCAGGGAGCCAGCCCAGCAGCGGGCUGCAGUCUGCCAAGCCCAGCUCCUUCCCUCCCUUUGGGACCAUGAGCAUGCAGAACCAGGGCCAGGGUGGUGGCACCCAGGGAGGGCAGCUGGGCCAACAGGCUGGAGCCCAGAACGCAGGCCUCACCGGGGUGGACUCAGCCAGCCAGGCCCAGUCACCCACUGAACCCCUUGAGAGCACCAUGGAGCGAGAGAAGGUGGGUGUGCCGACGGAUGGAGAAUCUCAUGCCAUAACGUACCCCCCGGCCAUCGUGGUGUACAUCGUGGACCCCUUCACCUAUGAGGAGCCUGAGGCGGGGUCCAGUGUGUGGACCCUGGGCCUGCUGCGCUGCCACCUGGAGAUGCUCCAGUUCCUCCCACCACACAUCCGCAACUCUGUCUCUGUACAGAUCAUCCCGUGCCAGUACCUGCUCCAGCCGGUGAGGAGCGAGGAGCGUCAUAUCUACGCUCAGCACCUCAAGUCCCUGGCCUUCUCAGUGUUCUCCCAGUGCAGGCGACCCCUCCCCAGAUCCACCAACGUCAAGUCGCUGACUGGCUUCGGCCCCGGCCUGGCCAUCAACACCACACUGAAGAGCCCAGAGAGACCAGAGUGUUUACGGCUCUACACGCCUCCCUUCAUCCUGGCCCCCACCAAGGACAAGCAGACUGAGCUGGGGGAGACGUUCGGGGAGGCCUCUCAGAAGUACAACGUGCUGUUUGUGGGCUACUGCCUGUCCCACGACCAGCGCUGGCUCCUGGCCACCUGCACCGACCUGUACGGAGAGCUGCUGGAGACCUGCAUCAUCAGCAUUGACGUGCCCAACAGAGCGCGGAGGAAAAAGGGCUCUGCCCGGAGGUCGGGCCUGCAGAAGCUGUGGGAUUGGUGCUUGGGGCUGGUGCAGAUGACAUCUGUGCCAUGGAGGGUGGUGAUAGGUCGCUUGGGCCGAAUGGGACAUGGCGAGUUGAGAGACUGGAGUAUUCUGCUGAGCAGGAGGAACCUGCAGUCUCUAAGUCGGCGUCUCAAGGAGAUGUGUCGAAUGUGUGGCAUCUCUGCCUCCGACACUCCCAGCAUCCUUAGCGCCUGUCUGGUCGCCAUGGAGCCACAGUGCUCUUUUGUCAUCAUGCCAGACUCUGUGUCUACAGGCUCAGUGUUCGGCCGCAGCACCACUCUGAACAUGCAGACGUCCCAGCUGAGUACUCCCCAGGACACGUCCUGCACCCACAUCCUGGUGUUCCCCACUUCAGCCUUCGUCCAAGUGGCCAGCUCCAACUACACUACUGACACCAACAUAGACAUCGCCUUCAACCCUAUCCCCGAUGGGUCGGACGCCAUCGGGAUCUUUGACCUGCUGGAUCAGGAGAACGAGCUGGUGGACCCUGACAUCAUCAACAUCCUGCCCUCCUCACCCACCACCUCACCCGUACACUCCCCCGGCGGCCACUACCACCAGGGGGGAGACGGCAGCAAGGGCCAGAGUACGGAUCGGAUGGAAUCCCAUGAUGAAGCGCCUAACAUCCUGCAGCAGCCCCUGGCCCUGGGCUACUUUGUGUCCACAGCCAAAGCCGGCGCACUGCCUGACUGGUUCUGGUCAGCCUGCCCUCAAGCUCAGAACCAGUGUCCUCUUUUCCUCAAGGCCUCUCUGCACCUCCACGUGUCUUCAGUGCAAUCAGAUGAACUGCUGCACAGCAAACACUCCCAUCCCCUUGACUCCAAUCAGACCUCGGACGUACUCAGAUUUGUGCUGGAGCAGUACAAUGCCCUCUCUUGGUUGACGUGUGACCCCGCAACGCAGGACCGGCGCUCCUGUCUGCCCAUCCACUUUGUGGUGCUCAACCAGAUGUACAACUUCAUCAUGAACAUGUUGUAACAAAUAGCCUGAGGGGGAGUAGGAGAAGAGGAGGGGACACGCCUAAGGAAAUUCCAACCUGACAGGCUGAUGCUGGACUGCAGUGUUGGACUUCACUAUGCGUUGUCUGGAUCUAGAUCUGAAUAGGAGAUCAGAGGGCUUCCGGAUUGAAGAAAGCCCUCAGCCAUAACAACGGGCAAUAGAAACGGGUCAUAGAAACGGCUCAGUCUGCUCCUGCCACUGUGACACACACAAGAAGAUGAAGAAGGAAGAGGAGGAGGAAGAAAAAGAGGGAGAUUUCUGGAACGGGUUAUGCUAAUAACAGGAACAAGAGAAAAGAAAGAUCCAUAGUCAGAUAGUCCUUUUGGAAAACGUCUGUAAAAUAUUGGAAGAAAAGGGACAUUUCAGUGAACAACAACUCGAGAAUGGAUCUUUGGUUUUAAGACCCGAAAUAUUCACUUUUUUCCUUUGGAAGAAAUGUAAUCCAAAUGAAAUGCCUGCAUCUAUCUUAUUUAUUAUAAGUUUUAAUUGUAUCAUUUGUCUUAUUUCUAAAACUCUUUUAUUUAUUUAUAUAUAUAUAUAUAUAUAUAAAAUAUAGAAGGUUUAUAUCACCUUCCUGCUUUUUAAGCAACUUGUCUAAGAUAUAUGUAAUAAUCUUAAUUAAAAAACAAACAAACACCCAGAAAAAUUAAAUAAAGUUGCAGUAGGUUGCUUUUAGAGUAUUAUAUUUUGUAUUGGGGACAGAAUAUUUGUAUUGUCACGAUGUACAGAAGAAGUAGAUUGGAGAAUUAUGUCCAUGCCUUUGUGCGUGGAGGAUUUACAGCUAAGCUGUAGCAGCCGAGGACUUGUACAGCAAUGAAGUUCACUGUGUUCAAAUAAAGAGGUACAUUGUCGUAUAUAGUAUUUUAUACCACACAUUUAGACACACAAACCAAACGGCAAUAUAUAUAUAUAUAUAGAUAAUUAUAUAUGAAUGCCAUGCCAGCGAUGGGUGGUGCGGCUUCUGUUCUAGGAAUAAAGUGUGUCAACUUAAUUUUA
Messenger RNA from Oncorhynchus keta (chum salmon), 8111 nucleotides. RefSeq names its product mediator of RNA polymerase II transcription subunit 13-like. NCBI's taxonomy places the organism in Eukaryota, Metazoa, Chordata, Actinopteri, Salmoniformes, Salmonidae. Gene Ontology annotation, cellular component: mediator complex. Gene Ontology annotation, molecular function: transcription coregulator activity. The coding region runs from base 537 to 7094 and encodes 2185 amino acids. The record is from RefSeq and is a predicted model, not a curated record. Gene Ontology annotation, biological process: regulation of transcription by RNA polymerase II. The transcript is spliced from 30 exons.